AUGCCGCCGACGUACGAGCCACUCGCAGACAGCCCGGCUGCAGCGCAGCUCGGCAGGCCAUGGCCACGGCGACCGCUCUCGGCAAGGAACCCGUGGUUCCUCGUCGCAUGCAUCCUCACCAUCGUCGCAGUCUCGGCGCACUUUGCCCUUGGCGCACACGGCGACGCAGACACAGGCGCAGGGUACCGCUCGGCGAGUGUGCGGUGGCCGUUCGACGCAGCUGAGCCACACGGCCUCUCGACCCUCGUCGGCGCCUCCAAACUCGCUUCUCGUCCCGGUAAGGCGCAGACCUGCACCGCGCACCAGCUCCUCGAUGCCGUCGCCAGGGCUCGCGUCGAUCCGGCCGGCCCCGCCGCACUCCCGCCAGCGAACGCGACGUUCGAGCCCGCCGACUUUCGCUUCUCGUUCGACCUGCCCGGGUGCUCUCCGCCGCACGUCUACUCGGCCGCCGAGGCGUGCGACUUGCUCGAGAACAGCUUUGGCGGGCUUCUGCUCCGGGGCGACUCGCUCGUCCGCCACCUCGCCAACGCCCUCUUCAUCAUCCUCCGCGGACGCAGGGACGGCGCCAUCACCAAGGGUGAGGCGCGCGAUAUCUGCUGGGGCGACCGCAUGUUUGACGACAAGAAGAACUGUCGCGAAUUCGGCCUUGGCGACUCGCAAGACCCGGCGCUCGACGCGCCCGUGUGCGGCGGAAACGUCUUCCUCCACUACGAAGACCGCGCAUGCCCGUCGUCGCCGACGAGCUACGUCGCCCGCCUCGUCGAGUGGCGCAACAAGAUGCCCUGGUAUCGCAAGGACCUCAGCCCCGUCGUCGUCCAGUCGUUCGGCCUCCACUGCAAGAUGGCUACCUCCGUCUCGCUCCUCGGCGCCGUCAAGCCCCUUCUCAACUUUGCAUCGACCGCGUUCCCCGCACCCCUCCCCCUCUGGCUCGGCAUACACGCUCCAGGUCCGAACAAGCCUGUCCAGUUUGCAGGCGAACAGGGUCCGGCUGCCGUACAGCGGUACAACGCGGCCAUGCGCCGCAGGCUCGACGGCGUCCAGCCCGGAGACCAAGCACUUGCCGAGGGACGGAUGGGCUUCCUCGACUACUUCGGCAUGACCGACGGCGCAAAGAGCUUCGACGGCACGCAUUACAUGUACCAAGUCAAUUUGGAGAAGGCGCACCUCCUGCUCAACUACCUCGACGUUCUUGCAAGGGAGGUGCAGGGCGCAGGCGGACUGUUCAACUUGUCGGACAUCUGCCCAUCCGGAGUGAACGAUUAUCGGUGUAGACAGUAG
Rhodotorula toruloides NP11 is the source of this 1278-nucleotide messenger RNA. RefSeq lists its product as uncharacterized. The transcript has 2 exons. The record is from RefSeq and is a predicted model, not a curated record. Bases 1 to 1278 code for a protein of 425 amino acids. Lineage: Eukaryota; Fungi; Basidiomycota; Microbotryomycetes; Sporidiobolales; Sporidiobolaceae.